CGCUGUGUUAACGCCAUUCGCAAAACUAACAUUGCUUGCACCAGACAGCGCGGCAUAUCGUGUUAAUAUACAAUAAUUUAAAAUGUCCUACUAUACAAGUACAUUUAUAGCAUUUGUGUUUUGUGCAACAAUUCAAUGUAGUCUCCAAUUGGUACCUUUACCGGACUAUAUCCACCCGUGCUCAGAGCUCAGCGACGAAUGCUUCACCAAAGCCACACUGGAUGCAAUCCCUGGGGUUGUCAAAGGCAUUCCUGAAGCUGAUAUACCGCCACUGGAUCCUUUAUAUAUGGACAGGAACAUCAGUAUUGAGUUACCUGGAAAUCUGAAGAUGACAUUCCACAACGCCAAGUUAUCAGGACUAGGGUCGUGCGUGCCAAAUAAAGUCUCGUCUCGUCGGGAAACGCGUACUUUCGUGUUCGACAUGCACUGUAACUUCACUAUCCGUGGACUAUACAGCUUGCGAGGCAGGCUGCUACUCUUCAAUCUAGACACCGAGGGUGCUGCCAAAAUUAAAAUCUGGAACCAACACAUCAGACUCGAAGUUGAAGAGAAGGUGGUGAAAAACAAAGAUGGCGAAGGUCACUACAAAAUCAACUCGUAUAAAUACAAAGCGGAUUAUGGCACGGACCUCAAGAUGAACUUGACCAACCUCAUUAGGGGCAACCCUGAAAUCAGUGCCAACAUUCUUCAAGUUCUCAACAGAGACUCUCAGCUAUUUGCGAACGAGUUCGGUGAACCUAUUUUGAAUUACGCUAUAGAUUACGCCAUGAAUGUCACUCAGAGAUUCUUCGACACGUUCACAUACGAUCAGAUCAGUCACGUGCCCCUUACAGACGAUUUCUUUGUUAAAGAGUAAUUUUAAUUCUUCAGAUAUUAUUCUUUUUCUUGAAUUGUGUAAUUUAAAAAAGUGAUUUAUUAUAAGGUACAUACAGGUUACUAAUACUAAUUUAUUUUUUUUUAAAUGUAAGAAUUCAUUAGUGCUUGCGUUUGGUAUUGGCCACGCAUACAUAUUUCAUACGAGAUAUUAUAUUUGUACGACGCACUUGCAAAGCAUGUACACAGUAUAAAAACAAAUAAAGAUUCAACGCCUUUGACACAAAUCCUGAAUGAUUACAUGAUAGUUCGGGACAAUUUACCACCUUCCAUUAGGGGGAUCUGUCUGUUUAUUUAUCAAAAAAUAAAUAAACAUUGGUUUGUCUCUAGACAAACCAAUGUUUAACAUAAUUAAUUAAUUAAUGUAUAAUUAAUUAAUUGUUUAAUGUUUGAACAUGUCUACAUGUUCGUUGAACGACUAUAAGUUUUUUAUACUGUGGUACGUAUAUGUGUCCUAAUUAAUCACAUUUUAUGGAUUCUAAUUUUGUUAUACAUUAAUAAUAAUAGGUACGUUAUAAUGACUGAUAAAGUACAUAUAAAUUCUAUCGGUAAUGGAACAAUCAAUACUUGUUAUUUAUAUUUUACGAAACGGUCAAAUAACAAUCAUUGUACUGUCCAAAUUGCUUGGCCAGUUGAAACCUUUUUUAAAUCUUAGCGUAGAUAUUUAUUUAAGAAUAAUUAUAAGAAUAAUAAUUGUAAAUAUUUAAAUAAAACUAUUUUAAUAAAUCA
Molecule: messenger RNA, 1602 nt
Organism: Galleria mellonella (greater wax moth)
Lineage: Eukaryota; Metazoa; Arthropoda; Insecta; Lepidoptera; Pyralidae
Exons: 5
Coding region: 83-856 (257 amino acids)
Source: RefSeq, a predicted model, not a curated record